Messenger RNA from Drosophila eugracilis, 10301 nucleotides. RefSeq lists its product as uncharacterized. The transcript has 8 exons. Bases 431 to 7114 code for a protein of 2227 amino acids. NCBI's taxonomy places the organism in Eukaryota, Metazoa, Arthropoda, Insecta, Diptera, Drosophilidae. The record is from RefSeq and is a predicted model, not a curated record.
GUGCGCUGAAAGAGAGUGUUUUUGUUGUUGUUGUGGUGGACGGUGCUGUAUUGUUGGGCCGUUUUGUUUGGCCGCAGUGGCGCGUAACCAUCAACCCCCCAAAAAAAAAAGAAAACAUAACGAGCCACUAUCUGGUCCUGGGACACACACUCACACACAGGAUGCGCUCGAGUGACCCUGCGCACCUGUUCGACAUCGCCAACGACAAGUGCCAACGGACAAUAAUACAAAUUUCCCGGGCUGUGUGAAAUUUUCAUGUAAUUUAUGCAAAGCGAACGCAAUUCGAAGGCGGAAAACUCAACUGGUGUUAGUGUGGGGCUUUGGUGGGAACUGGCGAUAGGAACGACUCCCAGCCACAUAAACGGACAUUAGCAUUAGCAUUAGCAGUGGCAGUAGCCUCCUUUCCGAUCAUGGCUCAUUCCCUGCGAUCAUGCUGAUUGUGGACAUGUUGACGCUUGCAUUGGCAAAUGAGCCGAUAUGCGGCAGCAAAAUGCGUUCGAGUGGGAAAAGCAAUAGCAGCUACAAUGAGGAUAAUCAGCCAGGAGCCGUGGCAGCGGCAGUGGCCAAUACGACUGGUGGUGGUCUAGGCCAAAACUGUGGGCUUUCUGGCCACUUGGCAUGCGAGGCACGCGACUCACGCGACAAUGUUGCUGCCGUGCAUUGCGAGGUGCGUCAGCAAUGCCACUCAGCGAUAGACGGAGUGGAGGCGCGUGCGCGUGCUGAAUACACUGGCAACAACAAGGGCAGAACCAGCAAUAACAGCACCAACAAUAGGAGCAACAUCGGGAACAAUAGCAGCAGCAACAGCAACAGCAACAGCAACAACAGCAGUACUAGCAGCAACAUUAGCAACUCUGGCGACAACACAGCAACGGAAGUGGCCACGAAAUGUGAGUACGCGCAACUCGAGCGUGAGAGGCAGAGCGUGAGCGCAGGCGCAUACCUGCAACCACCCAAUGUGACAAGCAGCAGCAGCAGCAACAGCAACAACAACAAUAACGGGAGCAACGCCAACAAGAACAACAACAAUAACAGCAAGGGGAGCAGCGCCUGCUCAAUACCUACAAUUGGCAGUGAGCUUUUCAAAGCCAACCUUGUGGCAGCAGCAGCAGUCGUCGCAGCUGAGCAGCAGAGGCAGCAGCUACAACAGUCAACUAGCAGCAAUCAGUCAACGGAUUCUGGCCAAAAACUGUGCAAAUUGAUAGAUUCCAGUGAAAAUUCAGUGGAAAUCAAUUGCCAAAAUUCUUGUAGAACAAGAAAUCAGUUAGAUAGCAGCGGGAAAUCCACGGAAAACACACAAAUCGAAGCCAAAGCUGGCAACGACACCAGCAACCACGACAACGACAACGACGACGCGCGACGUACAGAAAAAUUUGUGCAAAAAGCCAGGCAAAGCGCGUUGUCUGCUCGCGGGCUAGAUAAUUUUUUUUACACCAGUGAAAAUGUGCAAAGUGCUACGGCAAUAGAAACAGCAGUAACAACAUUAGAAACAUCAGCAACAGCAACAACCUUAAGCUCGAAAAAGGAGCAGCAGCAGCAGCAGCAGGAGCAGCAAGCGGAGGAGGAGGAGGCGGGGCAGGCGCCAUUGUCAUUGCCAUAUUCUCAAUACCCAUACCCAUACCCAUACCCGUACCUCAACUCAUCCUUGACUGGAUGUGGUGUUGAUAAUGUCGCUGGCAUUGCUGCUGUCCGCCCACCACAAAGUUGGCCUGUUGUUGUUGCUGGCGGUUACGUGGAUUACGUGAAAAGCAUCGCAGAUACAUCAGCAACAUGCAAUGACAACGGCAACCAGUCAAAGCCCAAAGAUUUAAAUGCAACAUCCGUGGAGAAGCUCAUCGAUUGCGAAUCCUUGGUGGGCAAUACAGCACCAGUACCAGCAGCAGCCGUACCAGAAGUAGCAACUGCAGUAGCAACAAGCUGCAUCGAACAGGAUCUCAUCGAUUUUGAGCAAGAUUUGGGCGAGGAUUUUGUGGCCAGCCAACGCUUGAAGCGCCUGCAAUACAAUUUUCAGGGACGGGUGGCCAGUAGUUGUAACAUUGAUUGUGUAAAGGCAUCCUUGAGACCACAACAACACCAGCAGGAGCAAGAGAAGGAGCACAAGCAGGCGGAGCAGGAGGUACAGGGCCAGCAACAAACAAUAAGCAUAACAAAGAAACUACCCCCAGAAGGCUGGCCAAACCAACCCCAAACUCAACCCCAAACUGAACUCCAAACCCCCAGCCCAACCCAGUCCGACCAAGGCAAAGACAAUAAGGCGAUUGCAGCAGUUACAGCGGACUCAAUUGCAAUUCAAUUAAAUGUGGAUGGCAUUCGAGUCGAGCAAUUGCCAAAUGAAAGCGAAACAACUGCCCCAGCGACCAGACAAACAGCUGAAAAUUGCCAGGAGCAACAUUUGCUGAAUACGCGUCGCGAGUUGCCAGUGCGCAGGAUCGGGCCUUUAGAGAGCGACGGCGGCGGCCAAGUGGUGAUUGAAAUCGAAACGGAUUGUGACUACAACGAGGAUUUCAAAGACUUGACAAGGCGCUCUGCCUUUGUGCCAACACAGCCCAGUUGUAAGGCGGCGGUGGCCGGCGAUUUUGGGCCAUCGCUCAGUGAGUUUGAUGUCCAGCGUUUCAGUGAAUAUCUGAAGGUCGCCCGCCAAUUGCAGUGGCGCCACAGCCACCCAGAUAGCCAGUCGAAGCCAAAUCUAAAUCUUCAACAGGACAGAUUUAGUACUUUCCAGUGCUACGACGAGCUCUUGGCCGAGUUUGUCAGCGAGCAACAGGAGUACGGCCAAUUCAUAAUCGAAGACGACGACGACGACGAAGAGGAGGAGGACGAGGUCGAGGACGAGGACGUCGACAUCGAAAACGAUAACGAUACUGAUAGAGCCUGCCAGUGCCAUGAGUGCCUAGCUAGCCAGGAGGAGAUCACAUCCACAUCAGCCAGCGUCAUCAAUUCUGCAGUUAGAGCAGAUACAGCAACAGCAGCACCGAAUCCCCAAGGCCAGCCAACUCAUCCAACCCACCUGAUCAACGGCCACAAGAUGCGCGAGGUCAAUGGUCAGUUACGCGGCCUGCUCAAAAAGCCAAAUAGACCGCCACCGGCCCGCAAGAAUCGCGUUGUCUUUGACGAGACACGUAACGAGUUCUUCGAGGCUGACUAUAUUAUCCUGAUUCGAGAGGAUUGCGCCUACGACGAGGAGGACGAAGAGCCCUGCACCUGCGGCGAGCAUGAACUGGUACGUCUUUGCUGCGAGGAGGGAUGCCAGUGCAAUUAUGCCGUUAAUCCCGCCGAGGCGGGCGAGGGCAGGACGCCACAGAGUCCCAAAUACCAGCCGCCAAUUGAGUUCGUGGACGAUGCGGCUCUCAGUCCGCCCGAUGGCUACAAGGACAGCAGUCUGAAGAACACGCUCGGCGGCGCCUUGAGCGGUCACAUCUUCGGGGCACAGCACCUGCAGCAGCUGCAGGUCAUUCAGCGUUUGCAACAACAGCGUGCCGCAAUGUUGGCUGCCCGCAAUACCACAGGCGGUCAGAUACCGCCUCCGCCUCCACCCGUCGGCAGUGCCCAGCAGCAGCAGCAACAACAACAACAGCAACAGCAGCAACAACAACAACAGCAGCAACAGCAACAACAGCAGCAGCAGCAGCAACAGCAACAACAGCCACAUCAGCAACCUCAUCAUGGAGCUAUGCAGCAGCAGCAGUCGGAGGAGGACCUCCAGGGCGUUUGCACUGAGUGUGCCGAGUGCGCCGAAUGUGCGGCCAAGCAGCUCCAGGAAGCAGAAUGCAGCUCCCCGCAGUGUCCAGAGGAGAUGACUCCGCUUGGUGUACCUGCUGUGGCAAUUCUGCCACUGCACACCAGUUCCCCGGAGCGUCGCAUCACCCAGAAAGAGAUCAUUGCUGGCGAGGAGCGGCCCAAAUAUGUUCUGCAGUCGCAGUACAAGCCAUCACCCACAGCAGUGGUGAAGGCUAGAAAGGAGUCGGCCAGUGGCAAGGCCAGUUCCGGAUCCGUCUCGAGCUCCGGCUCUAGUUCCGCCUACGGGUUAACAACAACCCAAACCCCAAUACCGGUACCAGUAGCGGUGCCAAUGCCGGUCCAAAUGGCGGUACCCGUUCCGGUUCCGGCCAUCAGUAGCUCCUCAAAAAAUAAACGAUUUGUUGUUGAAACCAUUACCACUAUGACCACAGUGACCGAGCGCCGCAUCAUCCGGGAGGCGCAUGAGGAUGUGGCUACGGUUGGUUCUACACCCGCACCUGGUACCGCCACGCCUUCAGUUGGCGCAGCUGCAAGCGGAGCGGCAGAUAUGCUACCGCCUGCCCUGCCGGCUAAGGCAAGUGCCACAGCGGCAGCCGCCGCAGCAGCAGCCGCAGCAGCAGCGGCAUCAGCAUCAGAGCAGCAGCAGCAGCAGCAACAGUUCGAGGCCCAGAAACCGCCACCAAUACCGCCAAAGGAGACUUCGCCCACGCAGAUCAGCGGAAUCCUUAAGGGCGGCAAACUAUGGAAGCAGGAUUCCAUCUCUCAGCAGUCGGAUGACCAGAAUAACACCACUUCGGAGGAUGAGAGCGGAGCCACAAAGCGAUCGGUGAGGUUCGUGACCGAAGAUCAGGCCAAUGCCGGCACCGACAGCGAUGCCCAGUCUUUGGCCGGAGAUUUGGAUGACAGCGAGAACCAGAUCAACGAACUGAUCCCCAUUAAGAAGCACUCGACGCUCUUUAACAACGCGCUGCGACCCAAUUCGGCGGUGCGCCAGCUCUUCCCAAGCGUCUCGGCCCAUCAGGCGCCAGUGCUCACCUCGGAGGCACUCAGGGCCUUCGAUGAGUCGAAGCGGGCUGGCUGCCUGGUCACCCACCUGCCAGGAAGCUGCGGCGACUCCGACACCCUGCGCCGCAGCAUGGAAAGGAAUAUCUUGCGAAGAUCUUUGAUCAAGAAAAAGGCUGUUAAGUCGGACAUUUCGCUGGAGGAGCGCAUUAAGCAGCUGACCUGCGACAUCGACGAGGAUCUAGCCGAGGAACUGCAAAGAGCUGUGGAUGAGGACGCCGAAGCUGCCGCCGAACGUGCCGAUGAGCUGGCUCAGCGGAACAGUCCAGCUGGCGAGGAGAAUCCCAAUCCGGUGCCUGGUUCUGGUUCAGCUCAUAAGUUUGUCAACGGCGAGAAGAGCUUCUCACCGAGCAGCUCGGUAUCGAGCUCCUCGAGUGGAUCGUCGGCCUACAAGAAGAUCGCCGACAUCUUUAACCGCGACAAAAAGCAAGAGAAGAUCAUGGAGAUGGAGGAGAACCCCAUAGUCAUAAUACCCCAGGAAUGCCGUUGUCCGGCAGCUCCUGACUUGGGAAUGGGCAUCCAGGUGCCGGUGGUCCAUACGCAGAUCCAUCGCACUCCACCCCGCCAAACGGAGCCGAAGCGUCAGUUCCUCUCCUCCACUUUGGCCCCCCUGACCGCCUGUGUGGCUGGGAACAAGGACGACCUCUCCUCCUAUUACACAUUGGCCGCUGCAGCUGCCGCUCAUCCGCAUGCCCAUGGCCACGCCCACACGCAUGCGCAUGCCGCCCACUAUGCCGCCGCCGCUGCGGCCGCUGACUUCAAUAUGGGACAGCUACUGGGAGCUGCUGCAGCAGCAGCCGCCUCAGGAGAUCCGGCUGCUCAGCAUGCGGCUGCGAUGGCAGCCCAGGGAUUGGCUCAAGGAUUGGCUGCUGCUGGAGGACCAGGAGGAGUCGGUGUUGGGGAAGAAGCACGCAAGGUGGCACCGGAUGUGAUUGCCGGAACUCCGGGGCAGGAGGCCGCCGGCCGACAAGAGCAGGACGAACUGGCCGCCUUUGCCCAGGCAGAUGCCAAGCGGACCGAGCAGCUCAAGAAGCGGUACACGGGAGCGGGCUCAGAGCCCAGCCAAUCGCAGGCCAGCAGCGAUGAUGACGAACAGAAUGACUAUGGAUUUAACAAGCGGCCUUCGGUGCGCGGCAUCAAGCCCAAGUUCAGUUCGACCAACGAGAUCCUGGCCCAGAUGCAGGAGCAGCUGAGUGCGGCCAUACCCACGGUGGUCAAUAGCCAGCCGGUACAGCAUGCGGUCAAGGGCUAUGCCAUGCCCAAUACGGUUAAGCAGAAUCCCUCGCCGCAGAAUGUGCCACAGAGUGUGCAGCAACAGCAACAACAACAACAACAACAGCAGCAGCAACAGCAACAGCAACAGCAGCAAGCUCACCAGCAACAUCAGCAGCAGUUGCAGCAACAAAUGGCCGCCGCCUUGCAGAAAACAGAGCAGCGGACAUGGAGUUUCUACAGCGAGACUGGGGAGCAACAGCGCUUCCCCAUGGAUGCGGCUGCCAUCCAACAGACUUACUACCAGACCCUGCCCGCCGGCACCAUGUUCCGUCAGACGAUGAUCCAGCAGGGCGCCACGGCGGCCGGCGGUGCUGAUGAUGCAUCACUCCUCUAUGCAGCCGCUGCUGCGGCACAAAACUGUCAGAGCGUUACGGCCACGGCAACGGCCACCGCCACUGCCACGGCCAUCGAGCAGAGCAAGCACAGCAGCUACAGCAGUCACUUUGCCCGCAGCCCGACAAGGCGGCCGGAGUCGCCGCCGCCGUUGCGUAACUACCACCAGACCAUGGUCCUCAUCCCGUACAAUGCGGAAACCUACUCCCAGUUCGCCACUAGCAGCAGCGGAGAUCCCAAGCUGGCCCACAUCCAGCGCCAGAACAUCCUCGAGUACCAGCAGGUCACUCAGCAGACGAUUCGAGUGCCCAUUGGCUAUGCCCUGCCUGGCAUGCAGUUGCAUGUGGUCAGUGGGCGUGGCCAUGCCGCUCACUAUGCCCAGCAUCAGCAGCAACACCAACAACAGCAGCAGCAACAACAGCAGCAGCAGCAGCAACAACAGCAGCGCCUGAUGCAAGGACACUAUCAAUUUGGACCAGACGGUGGAAUGCCCGGAUUUAGUGAGCGCGGAGUGCCCGAAGGAGCAGCUGCCGUAUCGCAUAGUGACUGCAAUGCCAUGGUAUCGCCAACGUCGGCAGCUGCACAAGCUGCUGCACAAGCAGCAGCGGUACAGCAGCAACAGCAGCAGCAACAGGCCGCCGGGGGAGUGGGUGUCGGUGUAGGCGCCCAGGCUCAGGGAUCUGUAUACUAUGCGAUGAACGUAUGACCCGCGCUCGAAUAGUCGCUGCCAGCGGCGGUCAUUGUUGAGCGCCGCCAGUGUCAACUUGUCGAAAUGUCAGCGACUUCAGUGCAUUUGGGUAGCGGCGGCAUGGGCGGCAGAUGAGCGCCCGCCCCGCGAGAUUCUGAAUCCUCGAGUUCCCAUGUCUCCCAUCCGCUGAUUUGAGUUGCCCCUCAGUUGACCCUAGCGAGCGUUUGUUUUCUUUAGAAACAUUUUGAUCUUCCGUUCUAGCAAGUGUAUUGGUAACCUAAGCCUCAGUAUGAUUAUCACUUAGCCGUAUCCGUGUUGUCUGUAUCCUUGUAUUUGUGUAUCUGUCACAAGAACCUGUGAAGGUUUAAAAUCAGUUAAGAUUAUAAUACAAUAUGUAUUACAAGAAUGCUUUUUAAGUUGUUUGAAGUCUUAAAAAUAAUAGAAACCUUUAGUUUCUAAAAGUGAAGGGGUAUCUGUCGCUGCCUCGUUUUCAAAUAGCUAUUCUAAUGACGAUCCAAAGUUCUUGCAAUACCCCAAAAAAGUACAGCCUAAGUUUAGCCUAGACGUCGAGGAUUUUAUUUGAUAGUUAAUACUACUUAGUCGAGUGUAGUUAAGCAGAGCGAUGAUGAUGUAAGCGAAUGUAAACCAAAAUACAACCAAAUCACAUGAAUUUAUUUCGAAGCAUAUACAUGCUGGGUGCUAGUAAUGCAACAACAACAACAAACAACAAACAACAACAAACAACAACAACAAACAAACAAACAAACAAACAGAACAACAAGAAAAACCAAGAAAGAGUUAAUUAAGCUAUGAAAAUUAUAUUUAACAAAGUUAAAACUAAAAACAAAGAGAAAUGUAAAACAAGAAUAAUUUUUUUUUUUUGAAUUCCCUUUUUUUUUUCUAUUGCUGUUAGCCAAGAAAGAAAGAAAGAGUUUUGCUCAAUGGAAAGAAAGUGCAUUUUUUGAAUUUGAAAAGGCAUCUCUAUAUAGACACACAUACAUACACAUAAUUAUAUAUUAUAUAUAUAUAUAUACAUAUGCGAAUGCUAAACUAAAUUAAACAUAAUUAAAUUAUAUUGAAUUGAAUUGAUAUUAUAAAUGGUAUUUCCAAUGUAGUGCAAUUUGUUGCUAACUCCAAAAGCUCUCUUAUCAAAGAGUCUUAAACUUAAACCAGAUAUAUGAUAUAUUUUAUGAGUAUCAAAAUUAUAGAAAUAUUUUUAGGCUUAGGCUUUAUUUAUAUAUUAUAUACAAGUAUAUAUAUAUAUAUAUGAGAUUUUAGUUUUAAAUUAUUUUUUUUUUUUUUUUGAUAUGUAUAAUAAAUUUCAAAUUCUAAACAAUCAUUUGUUUUCUACGUGCUUAAGUCAGGAUGUAUCGCAUAAUGUACAAUGUAUACACACACAGACACAUCUAUGUAUAUGUAUGUAUGUUUUGUAUGCUACAGUUUGUUUGGGUUUCAUUUGUAGUUCGAUCAGCCAGCAUUGCAUGCCACAACAUCUUCCACAUUCCAAACCUAACGAGAUGUUCCUGAUGAAAGGAGCUGUGAGAUUUCCAAGGCAGUCCUGCUUAAACGUAUGCACUAUGUCAUUGCAUACUCUUAGGCUGAUUGCUUUUAAAUCAGCAGAAAUUUCAAAAAAAAACACCUCAGGAUCGCCUUUCUACCGAAGUGAGAGCAUCACAGUGCCAAAAGCUUGCAUCCCAGACCUCCUCUCUCAAUCAUCCCAUACCUCCCAGAUCACAUCAUCUAGUUAAUAAUGAUAUCAUAUAGAGAUCGAGCAAUCAUAAGCAACAAUGUUAGAAUAUACACACGAAAAAGUCAUGUUGAUCUGGAGGAUAAUAACUUCAGUCUCUUCAAAAUAUAAAUUUACACACACACACCCACACAUUCGCAUAGAUAUAAGUGCAUUUAUGCACACAUACAUCCAGCAUAUGAAACAUUAAGCUGAUAUACAGACAUACAUAUAUAUAUGACAAAAUAUGAAUAUUGUAUUUCGAUUCAGAUAUUGUGUUAAUGUCUAUAACGAACGUAUUGAAACUAUUGAAUGCAAGAAAAAAAGAAAAAGAAAACAAAACAAAACCAAAAACAAAGAACACGAAUUAAGAGUGCAAUAAUGUUAAAGAGAGCGAUUUACCGUUAAUUGCAAAAGGCAAAAGGCAAAUGAAAAUGACAACGCAAAUCAAUGAGAGAGCGCAAGCGAGAUAGUUAGUUUGUCGGCCAGUUAGAGAGAGAGAGAGAGAUGGUUAGCAAGUGUGUGACAGAGAUAGAGAGCGCAUAACGAAAAAAAUUUAGUCAUAGAUUUAAAUACAAAAAACCACAGACAUUUACAGAGCGAUUAACGAUUAACUAUAAACGAUAAACGAUAACUAAAGCGUGGUCUUAGGUGUUCGAUAUUCAAUAUAUAUUUAAAUAUUUUCUUUUGUUUAUUUUUGAUUUUUUUUUUUUGGUUUAACUUACGCGGUUCCACUGAGAGAUUCCGACACUAGAAUUGACUAGAAAACGCAGCGCGAUUUGCAUAUUAUAUAAAUACAUUUAGAGCCAGAUAGCGAGCGAGAGUAAAGCGAUAAAUUAUAAAUAAAUAUAUAUGUAUAUAUAUACAUACAGGCAUACAUAUAUAUGGAUAUAUAAUAGAUGUUUAUGUAAUACAUAAAUGGCAUUGAACGAACUCCAAGCACAUUGCAAAAAAAAUCCCCCUCCCCUAAGAAAAAAUAUUCAAAAUCGCAUGAAAAUUCCCUAUUUUUUUUGACUUCUCCUUUGAGUUAACAAACUCGAUUUUUUUCUAUGCAAAAGUAGUUGAAAAUUAUAUAACGAUAAACCGAUAUAUUUAGACACACAUCGACAGUAUCCUCUUUGAUAAUUUGAGUUGCGAUUUUGGAUAUGCAGACAGAAAGUAAAGUAAAGAUUGACAGAAACCAACAGAAAAUGUGUAUGAAAUAGUAUAAAUAAGAUCGAAUAUAUUAAUGCCUCCCCCCUCCCCGACAUAUACAUAGGCUAUAUGUAUGUGGGGGGCUAAGGGAAAAUGAAAACAUAAAUCCAAAAAAAAAAACCAAAAAACCCCAAAAAACAAGAACAACCAAGCGAAGGAUCGAAGUGAACGACGGCACAAGUAUAUAACAGAUUUCAACAAGUAUAUGACUGAGCCAAUGACUCAAAAUACAUUUUAAACAAAAAGGAAAACCAGAAAUAUAUGAGAAAUAUAUAAAAAUGAUAA